Ooceraea biroi (clonal raider ant) is the source of this 1992-nucleotide messenger RNA. Its product is annotated as mitochondrial transcription termination factor 5. The record is from RefSeq and is a predicted model, not a curated record. NCBI's taxonomy places the organism in Eukaryota, Metazoa, Arthropoda, Insecta, Hymenoptera, Formicidae.
CUGUGUGCACACUGUAAUAACACUCGUAGGUUAUGUUUUACAUUAUCAACAUAAUCAACAAAGUAGUGGUGCAUUAUUAUACGUAAUAAAAAUGUACAUGACUGACAGAAAGACGAUUAUAACUUAAAACGUCAUUAAAUAAAACCAAAAAUAUAUACAAUAAGGUGUACAAUAUCUUUUUAACAAUGAGAUUUAACAACAGUAACUCGUUUAGGUUAUCAACGUAUUUAUUGAGAAAGGAAAAAUUGCAAAAGCACUUAACGACAAUUCUAAAUUUAAAUUCUAAUGAAGUUAAACAAAUUUUUUAUUUAAAUAAAAAUAUUCUUACUUUUCCUCGUCAUCGAAUAAUAAACAGUUGUAUGAUAUUCCAGAAAUAUAAUGUCAAUGUCAAGCCACUGAAAGAUCUGCAAUAUAGUUUCAUGUUAGGCAAUUGCUGCCUAGAACAUAGAAUUAAUGUACUAAAAGAUAUAGGAGUGUCAAAUUUGGACGUGUCUUUGAUAACUAGAGUCCCUCAUCUUCUUCGCAAACAGUUAUCCACAUUUAAGGAGAUAACAAAAAUACCGGCUGAGCAAAGCAUCACCAGGAAUAUAUUUAGUAGACUUGGUAAUGAGAUUCCAAACAAGCUUUCCGAGUUGGAAUCAAAGGACAAAUUGACGGCCAAACAAUACUAUCAGGCAUGUCUUUUACAUUGCAAAACUGAGGUAUUUGAGCUACCAUAUUUGGAUGAUAGAAUACUAUUGCGCAGUUAUAAACUGUGGAAAAGCGUAAGCAUGAUUGCAGAAACAUUGAAAAUACUCAGAACUGAUCUUGGUUACGACGAGAAAAUGAUAAAAAAACAUGCGUUUGUCAUUACCGCUUCUGCCGACAACAUCAGAUUAUUGUUGAACAGUUUUGACGAUAUCUGUGGAGUGCCGAUUGUGACAUUCUUAAAGAAUUAUCCCUAUCUACUCUUCCAAGACGCAAAUAACAUAAAACAAUUGUUAGUGACCCUUAAACGAUACGAAAUACCGAACGAACAGAUAAAAAAGUACAAUAAGAUAUUAAAGAUUGAUAAUGAAACUUUUAUUGAGCGGAUGGAGAUGAUAAAGCGGCAUUCCGAUUUGUAUAUAUGGCUGAAACAUCCUCGAAUUCUGGAUAUAAUCCUUCACACUAACAUGACGAAGGAUCGCAUAGACUUCCUACAUAUUGUUAAUCGUGUAAAGUGGGCCCGUCCGCACACCAUUUUAUCCAAAAAAAUUAAUUUAGAAAAAUUUCUGCAAAACAACAUAAGUAUAAUCUCAACUAAAAAGGCCCUAAAAUACGUAUUCUCGAAAGAAUUGGGAACAGAUCAUGUCGAUUUAAUAAAUAUACUGGCAAGGCACAAGCAUUGGAAAACGGUCGGAUUUGUUGAGAUUGACCAAAUGUUGAAAUAUCUUAAACAACAUUUUACAAUAAGCGAGAUAUGCCAAAAUAUACACAUCGUACUCUAUGCACAAUCAAGAGUAGAAGAAGUACUAGCUGACCUGAAACAACAAUAUUCGAAUAGUACAGAGCAUUCGUUUACUAAUAAUCAAUAUCUUGCGUUGUGCUUGUACAUGCUGGAAAAGGACAAUCAUUUCACGGACGAUGGCAUUUGGAGCGGCAGAUAUAAUGCGCAGCAACAAUCUUUGGAUCCUCUAAGUCUUAAACGUAGCCUAAAGGGCAUUAAUGAUGACACGAGUAUCUCAGAUAUUGAUGAUGUAAGCAUCGAAGAUAGCGAUAGCAUCUGUAAUAAUCUGAUUGAUGAUUCAACGCCAUCUAGUAUAUAACAUAACAACACCAACGUACACAGUACAUAAACAUUUUUACUUGUAAACAGUAUUUUACAGAAAAUUAUUACACAAUAGACAAGAUUGUGUAUUUGUAACAUAUGUGAUGUGUAAAAAUGAUAUGAAAAGUACAACGUUUAAAGUAGCAUAUUUUAUAAACAGUUAAAUGGGACAUUAAAGAGAAUGAUAUUUAUGUAUUGAUUAA